GGGGGACCCCCUGAGCCCGGAGGGAGGGGGAUCCUCCCCCGGCCCGGCCGAGCCCCCCCGGGCCCCCGAGUUCUACUGCGUGAAGUGGAUCCGCUGGAAGGGGGAGCGCACGCCCGUCAUCACCCAGAGCGAGAACGGGCCCUGCCCGCUGCUCGCCAUCAUGAACGUCCUCCUGCUGCGCUGGAAGGUGAAGCUGCCCCCGCAGAAGGAGGUGAUCACGGCCGAGGAGCUGAUGGCACACCUGGGGGAUUGUAUCCUGGCCACCCAACCCCGGGAGACGUCGGAGGGGCUCCAGCUCAACUUCCAGCAGAACAUCAGCGACACCAUGACGGUGCUCCCGAAGCUCUCGACGGGGCUGGACGUCAACGUGAGGUUCACGGGGGUCUCGGAUUUUGAGUACACCCCCGAGUGCAUCGUCUUUGACCUCCUCAACAUCCCCCUCUACCACGGCUGGCUGGUGGACCCCCAGAGCCCAGAGAUGGUCCAGGCCGUGGGCAAGCUCAGCUACAACCAGCUGGUGGAGAAGAUCAUCACCUGCAAACAGGCCACCGACUCCAGCCUGGUGAGCGAAGGGCUGGUGGCCGAGCAGUUCCUGGAGGCCACGGCGUCGCAGCUGAGCUACCACGGGCUGUGCGAGCUCACGGCCGCGGCCCCCGAGGGCCAGCUCGGCGUCUUCUUCCGCAACAACCACUUCAGCACCAUCACCAAGCACAAGGGCCACCUGUACCUGCUGGUGACGGACCAGGGCUUCCUGCGCGAGGAGGGGGUGGUCUGGGAGAGCCUGCACACGGUGGACGGGGACAGCUGCUUCUGCGACACCGACUUCCACCUCAGCCACGCCCCGGCCCAGGGGGGGGACCCCGCGGCCCCCCCGGACCCCCAACUGCAGCAGAGACAGGUGGACCAGGAUUACAUGGUGGCCCUGUCCCUGCAGCAGCAGCAGGGGCAGGAGCCCCCCUCGGUGCUCAGUGACCUGGAGCUGGCACGGCAGCUGCAGCAGGAGGAGUAUCAGCAGCACCAUCCUCACCCUCCUCCUCCUCAGCAGCAGCUGCAGGUGCCAGGGCAGGUGGGGGGACGUCCGACCGGAGAGCGGAGGCAGCGGCAGAGGCUGGAUCUGGACUGUACCCUCCUGUAGCCCCCCCAGGGGGGUCCCCACGCCCGGACCCCCCAACUGUGUCCUCUGGGAAGGUCCCCCGGGGGUUCCUGGGGGGCUGCAGAGGAGACACAGACACAGGAGGGGUGACCAAACCCAGCGCUGGGACCACCCCGAUCCUUCCAGUGGCCUUAACACGGGGGUCCCACUCAGGGGGUCCCACUUAGGGGGUCCCAUCAGGGGGGCCCCACUCAGGGGGUCCCAUCAGGGGGGUCCCAUACCUCAGUUCAUGCUCCUGGACACGUGUCUGGGGGGGGCACCUGCACCCCCCUGUUCCAAACACUGCCUUAGCCCUCGGCAAGUAAAGGACUUGUCCCCCUGCA
Empidonax traillii (willow flycatcher) is the source of this 1476-nucleotide messenger RNA. It is a transcript of the gene MINDY1, whose product is annotated as MINDY lysine 48 deubiquitinase 1. NCBI's taxonomy places the organism in Eukaryota, Metazoa, Chordata, Aves, Passeriformes, Tyrannidae. Gene Ontology annotation, molecular function: K48-linked deubiquitinase activity; cysteine-type deubiquitinase activity; cysteine-type carboxypeptidase activity. The record is from RefSeq and is a predicted model, not a curated record. Bases 161 to 1135 code for a protein of 324 amino acids. The transcript has 9 exons. Gene Ontology annotation, cellular component: cell periphery; cytosol. Gene Ontology annotation, biological process: protein K48-linked deubiquitination.